Molecule: messenger RNA, 4010 nt
Organism: Dicentrarchus labrax (European seabass)
Lineage: Eukaryota; Metazoa; Chordata; Actinopteri; Moronidae
Gene: mkxa
Product: mohawk homeobox a
Exons: 7
Coding region: 307-1434 (375 amino acids)
Biological process (GO): regulation of transcription by RNA polymerase II; cell development; muscle organ development
Cellular component (GO): nucleus
Molecular function (GO): DNA-binding transcription factor activity, RNA polymerase II-specific; RNA polymerase II cis-regulatory region sequence-specific DNA binding
Source: RefSeq, a predicted model, not a curated record
GAAACAUGAGCAGGGUGAGAUAUUCAGAGUCCCGGGCGGCUGUGCGCAGGCCGCUGGAUAAAGCCGAGCAGCAGACGGCGGUCCGUGUGGUUUGAGCUCAGGAUCUCAGGACGGGAACAUGUGAGCAGGGCAUGGGCGACUGGAAACAGGAUUAUUGUUCUAAACAGCAGAGAGACGCAGGAGGGGCCGGGGACAGGAGAGACACGGGGACACUGUGACACAUCCGAGGAGAUUUUUCUUUUUCUUUUUUUCUUUUUUGUUAUUUUUGCGCAUCAGCGAAAUCCGGGAGGAAUAUUCUAGCCAAAGAUGAACACCAUUGUGUUUAACAAGCUGAGCAGCCAGGUCCUGUUCGAGGAGAAGGCGAAAGAGGUGGAAAUGAGCAGCAGAAAUUAUCUAGAAGUCAUCGACGGGCAGCAUCCAGACCUCCUCUCCAGCAACCAGACCAUCAGAGACAACCAGGCCAUCAGACACAGGCGGAGCGGGGGUCGUCCCAGCGGCGGUAAAGUGCGACACAAGCGCCAGGCCCUGCAGGACAUGGCGCGGCCGCUCAAGCAGUGGCUCUACAAGCACCGAGACAAUCCCUACCCCACCAAGACCGAGAAAAUCCUGCUGGCCCUCGGCUCGCAAAUGACCCUGGUCCAGGUCUCCAACUGGUUUGCCAAUGCCAGGAGGCGACUGAAGAACACGGUGAGGCAGCCAGACCUGAGCUGGGCGCUCAGGAUCAAGCUCUACAACAAAUACGUGCAGGGCAACGCCGAGAGGCUGAGCGUCAGCAGCGAGGACAGCUGCUCAGAAGAUGGGGACAACCCUCAGAGGACACAGAGCGGCCCAGAGGAGCUCAACAAGCCCAUGUACCAGAGCGUGAUCAAGAAGGAGGGCUCCUCCAUGGUGGGCAUGGCCAUGGGUAUGGGUAUGGGUAUGGGCAUGGGCAUGGGCAUGGGCAUGGGCGCGGGGCUGCGCUCGGCCGCCGAGGCCGCCUCACUGGCCGAGGACUACGUGUCUCCGCCCAAGUACAAGAGCAGCCUGUUGCAUCGCUACCUGAACGACUCGCUGCGUCACGUCAUGGUGGCCAACGCCGUAAUGGACGCUCGCAAGAGGAACCACUCCGGCUCCUUCAGCUCCAACGAGUACGACGACGAGCUGCUCUCGCCGUCCUCCUCUGAGGCUGAGGCAAACUUUGUUUAUCGGGCUGAAACCACAGACCAUGGAUCAAGUAAAUGUGACAAUGGCAGCGGUGGCGUCGGAGCUGUGCAGAAGGAGAAGGUGAAGGGCAAAGACGAGACGUACUGGAGGGAGAUCAACGCUGCCAUGGCCUUGACCAACUUGGCGCAGGGGAAGGACAGCGCCUCCGGGACCACCAGCUGCAUCAUCCAGAAGUCCUCCCAUAUAGCAGAGAUCAAGACUGUUAAAGUGCCGCUGAUGCAGAAAUAUUAGCGCUGACGUCAUCCUCCCAUCUCUCUAUGCAAACCAGCAAACAUUCCUGUUUCAGCAAACUCGCCGGAGUCCACAUAAACUCCCCCUGGAGAGAAUGAAAAGAGAACUGUUGUUAAAGGAGGGGGGGGGAUGUUUGAGGCGAGGAAGCGUGGAACAAAAAGAGAACUCUCAUUCUUUUUGGUUGUUAUUGGUGUCUAAAAAAGUGCAAAAGAGGCCUUGACCAUCAUUUUCUUUGCUGGGUUGACGUGCGGCAGACAAGUGUUGAUAAUAGUUUCACUGCAGUAUUUCCUAAAACAAGACACUUUUGUAAUGUUAACUUAUUUUUGAUGAGUCUGAUUUUUUUUUUAAUUUCUUCUUUUUUUACGCUACGAAAAUUUGUAUUUUGCCAAAGUGCCUUUGUUAUUUAGACGAGUAACUCACCGACUGUCGUCAAUGCAAAGUACACAUACUGAGGUGCCUGUUGGGAAUUUGUGGAGGAAUAUUUGACAAAGUUUCGAGUCACAGUCACAAUUCAGGAUUUGUUUUUUUCUGAAUGAAAACUCCCCAGCCUGUGCCUUAAGGACUGAAUGAGCUCACCAUCUGAGGCAUUGAUGAACUCAAAUAGCACACACACACACACACACACACACACACACACACACACACACACACACACACACACAAACACACACAGAUACACACUUUAUUAGAACAUACCCAGCAGCGUGACAUUGUUCUUGUUUUGACUGGAGUCUUCAUUUUGACUGUAAACUGACGCUGUUUUGUCUCAGCUUCUCCUUGCUGGCGGGCCAACAAUAACUGUCGCGUACGUAGAUAAGAUGCCCGAACGUGAGCAGCAGAUCGUUAAGCGGCCUUGGAUUUCAUUAACCAGCGAAGGAUUCCUGUCUUAUCUGGGCUUUUAGUUGCUGAAAUGUGCUCAGCUGGACCCAGAUGAAGUCACAUUCCCCCACGCAGAGACACAGAUAGAUCAUAUAGACCUUCAGGCGUGCGUUAAGGUUCAGUACAGUGUCUGUUCUGACAGAAGAAUGCCAUGACCUAAAAGGGAUGUUUUCACUUUGCAUUAUCAGUGUUUUCUGUGGACAGUGUUGCCUUUUCACGUGUUUGUGCUCAGAACAAGAACAAGAUAGUCCGGAGUGAACGAAAAAGAAAAGCCACCACCAGCUGCCCCCCACCCAGCCGUUUGAUCCUCAGCCCUCUCAGCUGUUUAGCAUUACAUUCAAAUUGCUGUUUACAAGAAGCCAGAGGAUAGACUUAAAAGUUUGACUCUCUACCCCUAGCUUUUUUUUUUUGUUUGUCUUCAAAAAUACAUUCCAGUAUUAUCUAUUUGUCGGCCAAGGAAGUGUUCAAAGUAUCUGUUAUUGUCAGUCUGUAUAUGUGGUUGUUUUGUUUUUGAUCAAAACUUUGUACUUGGUUUCACUUAACCGUACCGCAUUAAGAGCUUCUUUUGUCAUCCAAUGGAAAGAAUCUCCUUUAUAGAAAGUACUUAUGUACGGUGCAUAUGUUAUAAACGUUUGCGGUGAACGAUGCCAAGUUCACAAAGUGGGGGAAAUCAAGUUGGGCUUAUGGGAGAAACUGAAGUUGGCUCUCUAUGCUGACUUUUUAAUUUUAUGUAUAUCUUCAAGGUACUGUUUAUGUGUGUCAAAAUGUACACUCCUUCAUAAUUUGUGCAGUUUUAAUUUUUUGGACAACCCAGACUGUGUUAAAGUCAAGGACCUUGAGAGGGAGUGAAGCUGCACAAAGUGACUUUUUGACCUUUUUUAUGUCUUGAAUGUGCAAACUGUAAGCUGCAGUACUUUGUUUCAAUCAGAAAACACACAGCCUCCAUUGAGAACUUAUGGAUGAAUGUGUUUUUACAUAAAGGUGAGGAGAAGGAAAAGAAAUGAAGGACAACCCUAUAUUAUUCCUUUUAGCGUGCCGAUGGAAGUAUAAUGAAAUCAAUCGCACUAGCCAAUCCCCAGGCAGUAUUUGCUUUUCAGUGGGGGUUGUGGGCUCCCACAUGUGUUUUUUAUACACCUGAUCCAGGCAGGGUAGCUGCGGGGUAGUGCCGGGCCGGCUCCUUGUGUUUCUAAUCGCACCUCUGAACCUCUGGACCACUCGCGACCCUCACACCUCACACGAUACCCGCUCUCUGGGAAGAGACAGAGCGAGGGAAGGAGGCUUCAGAGACAACAGAGCAGCCUUUGUUGGUCCUACCUACAGUCCCUCCCCAACAACGACACUACGAGUAAAACAAAGGGGUUUCUACGGCCAAGACUUUGGUACUGUACAUGCCUUUCUCCAGCACAAGCCCUGCUAUCACAACCAUGCUGACUAAUGGAAAGCAACGGUAUGUAUUAAAGCCUAUAAAUUAUUAUUACAGACUUUGUAAAAACAAAGAAAGUGGUGACCAUAGUUUGUUUUUUUAUUGUUAAGUUAUAUAAAUUGAGAUUUCUUUUUGUUUGUUUUGAAAGAGACUGGAUUUUCAAUCCAAUGACCAAAUGCAUAUCUCCUCCUUGUUGCUCUCAUGUAAAAUUUCUUUUAUAAAAACAGUUGUUUCUUGGUCAAAGCAAUGAAUAAACCUCUGAAGGAAAUGAAAA